CAGGAUUCGGGCAGAAGCAGACUGAUCAUGAGCACAGAGACUCAUGUGAAGGACAUUAAACCUGGACUCAAGAAUCUCAAUGUCAUCUUCAUCGUGCUGGAAACAGGACGAGUGACGAAGACCAAAGACGGUCAUGAGGUGCGCACAUGUAAAGUGGCUGACAAGACGGGCAGCAUCAGUGUAUCGGUUUGGGAUGAAGUCGGUGGCCUCAUCCAGGCUGGUGACAUCAUCAGACUUACCAAAGGUUAUGCCUCAGUUUUUAAAGGCUGUCUGACGCUGUACACUGGAAGAGGUGGAGAACUACAGAAGAUCGGAGAAUUCUGCAUGGUGUAUUCAGAGGUGCCAAACUUUAGUGAGCCAAAUCCAGAAUAUUUGGCCCAGAUUAAUAAAACGGGACUGAAUGACCAGAGCAACACGAACAGCAGCACUGGUGCACCUGCAGGGAAUGACACUCCCAAUGGAAAUGGGCUGAAUUCUCAAGGCUCUGGCAACUCUACUAAUCCACAGCCGGGUGGACGAGCAAGUAGUGGAAAUGGAAACAGGUCGACACCGAGUCCAGGUGUGGGAGGAAGCUCCGUAAGCAAUGGCAAGGAGACACGGCGAACGGUCAAAAGAUGAUUUUGUUCAAUCAUGAAUCAGUUUACAGUAAUAAUUUCAAAAUGGAUGUCAGCAGCUAUUUGUCAUGUCUCAUAUGAAGACAUGUAUUGCUAAACUUUGAGAUUAAUGCUUUCAUAUGUAUAUUUGUUUAACUGUAUGGACUGUCCGGUCUUGUAAAAUCACAUGUGUUUUGAGGUAUAGAUCAAUUCCUGUUUUUUCUUGUUUUAUGCUCUCCAGAAUGAACACACUAAGCUAUUGUAGUUUCUAGUUGUUAGUCGACUUUUGAUGAUCAGUUUCAACAUUAAUAUUCAGUCAUUGUUAAAAUGCCAGGUUUGUCAUCUAAAGUAAGUCUUGGCAGGUAAAUGAAACCAACAAGAGGUUCACCAACAAGCAGAUGAGAAAAAUCUGUUAUAGUGCCCUCUAAGAACAGAAUCUGAUCACAUUCGAUAUGUUCUCCCAAGACCCCCAGAAGUUUUGAGCUUAACUUGAACUUGAAUAUUUCAUGUCUGUAAGUUGGUCAUUAUGGGACAAGGCUGACAAAUUUCUGUGAAAAUUAGAAAAGCGUCCUGUGAUGAGUUUGAAAAGUAGGUGUUAUGGAAACAUUUUCCCAGCCAGAAAUUGAAAAAACUAUGUCAUCAGUGAUCACAAUUUGAUAAGAGAGCUUUUUGGAUUCCUAAAAAAUCUGAUGUUCCACAUGAGACACUCCAAAACUGUUUACAGUAAAUACCAUUGUAACUGUUGUCCAUCACAGAGGGCUUUUGAAACAGAAAAGACAAAUAAAAAGAAGCUGUGAGAACAUUUAUUCCCAAAACACUGAAAACAUGCAACCAUUAAACCUUUUUUUUAUUUGCAGAUUAUCUUUUGCCAGAAAAUUUGGAUAAAAAUAAAAAAGAAUGGAAAAAAAACCU
Messenger RNA from Cyprinus carpio (common carp), 1505 nucleotides. RefSeq names its product nucleic acid binding protein 2. The record is from RefSeq and is a predicted model, not a curated record. Gene Ontology annotation, molecular function: DNA binding. Gene Ontology annotation, cellular component: SOSS complex. The transcript is spliced from 6 exons. Lineage: Eukaryota; Metazoa; Chordata; Actinopteri; Cypriniformes; Cyprinidae. Gene Ontology annotation, biological process: mitotic cell cycle checkpoint signaling; double-strand break repair via homologous recombination; response to ionizing radiation. The coding region runs from base 28 to 618 and encodes 196 amino acids.